AUGCAGAAACACAUAAUUUUGUUUACAAUUUUCUUCCAAAAUUUAAUUUCAAUAUUCAAUUUUCCCUUAAUUUAUAAGAGCAUUGAUAUCAAUAUUUGAUGAUAAAUGCAAUUUUAAUAUCACCUUUUAAUAUAUACAUUUAUUAAUAUUAAUUUUAAAGAUUUCUACACCUUUGUUGAAGUUAAAGCAAUCCUUUUUCUAAUCUAUUUCAAAAUAUUCUUAUUUUUUCUUAUUUGCUCAAAAGAAGUAGAAUCAAUUGAAAAGGAAUUUCAAAUUGAAGAAAAUUUAAAUUAACAUCUCAUCUUUUGAUCAUCUUUAAAUUAUUAGAGAAACUAUUUCUUAAUAAUAAUUAAUCCAAAAAUACAUAAAUUUUCAUUCAGAAUAUUAACAAUAAGAAAGGAAACAAUUAUUUAACUCUUCAAUUGCAAGAGAAUUAAAUUAGACAGGUAUAGCAGUUUAUUUGGGUUUAUUCUAGGCUUAAAUCUAUAUUUUCAAAAUUGUCUAUCCACUAUUAAAGAUCACCUUUCUAAAACGAAAACGACUUAAAAAGAAUAUAUUAUCAAUUUAAAAAGGUUUUAUUAAUUACUUUUUGAACAAUAGAAAAAAGUAAAUUUCAGAUUUAUCAAUAGUGUAAUUUUUUAAAUGUGAAAAAUAUAAACAUGACAGUGUUUCAGCACUUAAUCUGCUCAUAAAAGCAACAGGUACUUUUAUAUUGUAAAUAAAAGGUUAUCAAAUAAGUAGUGAUAUCAAAAGAAAAUUUUUAAUUCAAAAAAGGAAGCAAUUAAACCUAAAUAUAAUUAUUGCUAAAAAAUCAAUACUAUAUUGUUAAUAAUUUAUGAGAAUAUUACUAGAACAAAAGUAUAUUAGAGUUGCAUUGCUUGUGCUAAUUCUAUUUGAGUUAGAUUUAACACUGAAUUACCUUCCUCAAUUAAGCUUUGUAGAUGUAUUGUAAAACAAAACUUAAAAAUCCAUAAAGGUUGAUAAAGUGGUAUUCCAAAAAUCUACAAAACUUUAGAAUUAGCUGUUAAAUUAAUUUAGAUUUUUUGUCGGAAUAAUAAAAUUCAAAUAUCAUUCCUUCAAUUAAAAAGAUAAGGGAUAUUUAAAGUUUUUUAAUAAAAAUAAAAUAAGAUCUUAAAAUCUAAAUAGAAUGAUUAAGUGAAGAGGCUAAACAAUUUAUUAAAGGCUUUAACUUUUCAGCUAUUAAAUCCAUUAAAAAAUAGCUAAAUCCCUAUAGCAAAGCAUAAAAUUAAUUGCAAACAAAUGAUAAACAUUAAAUGAAAACUAAAACAAAAAUAGAUUAAAAUAAAUUAGAAAUAAAACGAAAGAAAAAUAUCUAAUAAAUUUAGAAUAUGGUUGAAUCCAUUAUAGAUGUUGAAGCAUUAAAUGAGGAGUAGCAUAUGUAUAAAUUUUAUAAAUUAUUAUUUUUAGUUAAUAAGAUUCUCAAGUAUUGGCAUAAUUAUUUUAGUCAAACAUUAACUAAGACUCAUUAGAUCAUAUUAAAUUACAUGAAAAAGAUAAUUAAAGAAUUAGACAUGUCGAUGGGAAAAAAAAACAAAUGUUGGUAGAUUCUUCCGUGUGCCUAAAGAGAAAUAAUUAGAAGCAAAAAAUCAAAAAAGAUCUUUAAAAAAAAAAGCCUUAGAAGGGAAAAUGA
Paramecium primaurelia is the source of this 1651-nucleotide messenger RNA. Lineage: Eukaryota; Ciliophora; Oligohymenophorea; Peniculida; Parameciidae. The record is from the annotation of a GenBank genome assembly.